AUGUCAUUCCGCUUCUCGAAUAUGACUGGCUCCCCCUCCACCCCGGACCGAAACGCCAGGAAGGGCUCAACGGCGUUUGGGUACAGUGUAGAUCAUCCGUCCACGACGCCUGCUGGCCCUCCUCCGCCCUCUUCAGCCGGAUCCUUCACACCCGCCGGCGAUCCCUCUCCCUCCUUCUUGCAAAGCUCCAUUGGCGCAAUGACCGGCAAGCCGAAAGCCCCCAACUUCGGCCGACCAAACCUCCGAACCUCGGGGAAGUCAACCUCCAAAGGGAGCAACGCGCCGCUCGGUCGAUCUAUUCGAGGGUCUGGCGCCCGACAACCGUCAAGUCUCAGCAGGGAGUAUCACGCGGAAGAUGAAGAAGAGGAGGAUGAAGAAGACGAUAUGCCAGUCAAUCGCGCGGGGACGUUUACUAUGCCUUACGAUGAUACGACGGAGGGCGAAGAUACCGAAAUCGACAAUCAGGACGCGGCAGAAGACGAAUACGAAGACGAAUAUGAGGAAGAACAGGAUCACGAGGCUGAGGUGGAAGCUAUGAUGCAGGAUGAGAUCGAAUACGAUGUCGAGGAGGACCUACUCAGAGAGCUUGCGGGCGAAGAAACCUGCCCAGAGCCGUUUGGCGACGGCGACGAAGAUCUCAUGAUGCUUGCAACCCCAGCUGCGGACGCGCGAAUCAGAAGAGAAGCUGACGACUUAUUCCGGGCAUCCUCUAUGCGCUCUACAGCUGCUCCCAAGCGAGAGUUCAAGUACGCAACACUUGCAAAGGAUCUCUAUGGUCAGGGGGACUUCGCAGAGGUCCUCGAGCCCGACCAUGUCAUACUUCAGACAGAGGCCGUUGUCGCCAGGCUUUACGACGAGGGAGUCGGUUCGGAGGACGAUGAGGAGAGAUUGGACAACACGUUGUCGCAAGCCUGCGUCAGACUGGUCAAUAACAUUUGGACACCGCACACGGACAGCCUGCCCAAAGCUCACGAAGAGCACGCCGCCAAGGUAGGGCCGAGCUCGCAUGCACCGACGUUCGAGAAAGCCAUGUUCCUGGCCAACCUUAUACUCCGCAUACACCAUACGCCGCCACUGCGGGACGCCUUUGGAGGAUCCAGAGACCUGGCGCUUCCAGCAGUUCUCUUCCAAUGGCAGGCGGAUGAACACAAUAUUGAUGGUGACCAAAUGGGUAUCAUCUCGCGCCAUCCACCAGCGCCUGCCACCCACGCCUUGUUUUGGCAAGCCGUCUUCAAUGCCCUUAUUCGGGGUAAUGUGGGCGGAUCGGCCAAACUGCUGAGAAAUGCUGGUUGGGAGGCUGUCAAGAAGUCUCCUCGAGGUGAAUCAUCGUACAGUGGCCAGGCAUUGGCAAACAUCAGACGUGUCAUUGAGGAUCUGUGUCAGGUCAUGGAGAUAUGUCCUUCGGUUGCCAGCAAGAGCUGGGAUAUCCACAGCAGCGACUGGACCCUAUUUCGUCUGAAAGCUAAAGCGGCCAAGGAAGCUCUUAUCAGUUUCUCCGAAGGCAAAGAUCGAUCACAAAUGGCACUUACCCGUUCCAAAGAGUCGGACUUUGGCGACUCUUCCAAUAGCAGACCGUCGCUCGCUGGCCUGGCACGGAAAGCCGAGAGUCAAAUUCCCUGGGAGAUAUACGAGAACCUGCAAUCGCUCUAUGCAAUCCUUAUUGGAGAGCCAGAUGCUAUACUUGCCGCUGCUCAGGACUGGUGCGAGGCGACCAUCGGGUUGUUUGGGUGGUGGGACGACGGCCAUAAUAAGCGGGAUGGUGCAUUAUCACACUCGAGGUCGCUACGAAUCACGAAUCAACCUACCGGAAGUAAGGACUUUUUUGAGCGCAUGGCAUUGUCGCUUCAGACGGUGACGGAGUCUGACUUCCAUUUCGACACCUCCGAUCCGGUUGAAGUGGGCGUCGCUUGUGCCUUCGAAGGCAAUGUUGAGGGCGUAAUCGGAUUUCUUCGACUAUGGUCUCUUCCUGUGGCCUCAACAGUAGCCGAAAUUGCGUCUCUUGGACGCUGGCUUCCUGCUCCCGAACCACAGAACCUUAUCAGCAUGAGCGAGUUCGACAAGGAAGACUUGGACUUGCUGGGCAUUAACCAAAGCAGUGCGCCCGAUGAGAAGGACGGGAUCAAAGAUACCACAUUGAUCCACUAUGCCCAGAGCCUCAGAAGUCGCAAGCACAUUUCCGGCACCACUUUGCGCGGCAAGGCUGAUAAAGAGGGCUGGGAGCUAGCUGUUCAGGUUGUUGGGCGGAUGGACUCCCCUGAACGAUCAGAGCAAAUGGUGCAAGACUUGCUGCAAAAUGUCCUCAAGACUCUCAAUGAGGAUUCCCGUGACACUGCUGACAAGAUCUGGAGACUCUUGAACGAACUCGGUAUGAUCAACUUCGCCGAGGACACAGCAGAGACAUUUGGCGAUAUACUAGCAAGAGACACCUUCCGCUUUGGCGAGACCCUCUGGUAUUACGCUUUAGCACACCGCCCUGGGAAGGUCCGAGACGUUCUCAAUACCCUGAUGUCCAUCUCCUUGGUGGAAUCUACCACCUAUCCUCCAGACAGAGAGCUGGAUGACUCCCUCCGGGGGCUUCUGAAGGAACGAACCACAACCUUGGAACAAUUCGCGAAGCAAGAUCUCGAAGCAGCAGAACUACUCGGCAAGAUGCUCAGUGGAUAUGCGACGCUGAGGAACUUCUAUGAGCUCCGUGAUGGAGACGGAAAAUCAAAUCAGAGAUCAGUGUCGCGCCGACAACAAGCUGCGACGGCUUUGACCGCCGUGAUCGCUAGCGCCGACGACAAUAUCCGAGGUGGCCUAUAUGAUGAUACGCGUGACGCAGUUGUCAGCGAGGAUUUCCUACUCGCACUGCUGGGCGAGGCGUCCGUUUUCGUCGGCCAAUCACCACCUGUAGUCAGUCUCGAGCAGAUCGAUACCCUUUUAAAGGCCACUGAGGAUAUUCAGACCGUAGGAAGCAGGGUGUAUGCGGCAGCUGACGAGUUCUUCAAGCUAGUCCUAGCCUCGGGGCAAGGGAAAGGAUCCACACCAGCAAGCCUGUUGGGCCAGUCGACCUCCUCUCUGGGUGGAAGCUUCAUGAUGACAGGGAGCUCAAUGAUCGCGUCACAGCUCCACCAGUCCGUGGUGAAGAGCGGCAUGAUCAAGGGCAAUGUCAAGCGGGCGUGGGACUGGAGAGCCAAGCUCUUCGCGGGCAGCAGCUCUGCCGACGUGCUGAAACAGAUUCGACUGGGCUUGACGAGGGAUCUGGCCAACCUGUGGCUGGAGCAGGCGGACAGUGUCAUAUUGUAG
Molecule: messenger RNA, 3288 nt
Organism: Anthostomella pinea
Lineage: Eukaryota; Fungi; Ascomycota; Sordariomycetes; Xylariales; Xylariaceae
Source: the annotation of a GenBank genome assembly